Serpula lacrymans var. lacrymans S7.9 is the source of this 529-nucleotide messenger RNA. RefSeq lists its product as uncharacterized. The record is from RefSeq and is a predicted model, not a curated record. The annotation marks the transcript as partial. The transcript is spliced from 2 exons. Lineage: Eukaryota; Fungi; Basidiomycota; Agaricomycetes; Boletales; Serpulaceae.
ACGGCAUUUUAUCUGCAUUUCACCAAGUCCAAUUUAUAGCAGGAAACCAAAGUUCAGUGUUUAAAGGCGCGCAUGAAUGUCCUUUAGUUCUGCUCUGCCUCGGGUAGAACGCCUCGCAGUCCUUUUCAGCCGUCACAACUACAGGUUAACCCUUCGGAACCAAUGUCGUCCCAAAACCAUCAAUGUCCCCUUUCAUUCCACCGCGAAGCGAUGGACGACACCAGUAGAAAGCCCGUCUUUGCCUUUGAAAGAUAUCCUAGAGAAGCUUCAUCUUUCAGUAUGGUUGAAUAACGUUGCAGGGGUACACCAAUAUUAUCCUGCUCUUAUGAUAGCCUAUGCAAGGCUUAAAAAAUCGUUAAGGAACUCCGUGGAACAACCUCCCCUCAGCCGCGCCCAAAUAUCUGACAUCCUAAACACGCUCGCUGUCUCUGCCAGACCCUUUGACCUCGAGUUGAUAGAGAAGAUACUUGCGGACAUGUCUAAGGUAUUCGGAUUCGAAGUCAAAGCGUCUAUCCACAACGCUAUCGUU